This is a messenger RNA of Pungitius pungitius (ninespine stickleback), 8028 nucleotides long. RefSeq names its product cytoplasmic polyadenylation element binding protein 3 (gene cpeb3). The record is from RefSeq and is a predicted model, not a curated record. The transcript is spliced from 11 exons. Gene Ontology annotation, molecular function: ribosome binding; mRNA regulatory element binding translation repressor activity; translation factor activity, RNA binding. Bases 213 to 2255 code for a protein of 680 amino acids. Gene Ontology annotation, cellular component: cytoplasm; synapse; nucleus. NCBI's taxonomy places the organism in Eukaryota, Metazoa, Chordata, Actinopteri, Perciformes, Gasterosteidae. Gene Ontology annotation, biological process: negative regulation of cytoplasmic translation.
CCCGUAUUGCGGUGAAGCGACAACGCCGUGGGUGUGCAUGCGUUUGGGUUGCUUUUUUUUGUCGUUUGUGUGGAAGGGAACACAUAUGGAUUAAAGGGGGACUUCAAGGCAAGGCAGCCUCAUGAAAAGUACCGGAUGAGGAAUCCGAUCAGCGCGAUAAAUAGGCAUUUGAUUGUGGCAUUGCUGGGGGCAAAGGGGCCGCUCAGCAAACCAUGCAGGAUGAUUUACUGAUGGACAAAAACAAAGCCCAGCCUCACAAUCAGCAAGCUCCAACCCAAGUAGACCCACCUCCCUCCACCCCGACCCUGUCAUCGGAGCCCACUUCUUCCUCAUCGGAGUCGGAGAGCCCGUCGACCGGCCGCAACCUAGCGGUGUCAACGCUGAGCAGUAGCAGCAGCAGCGGUAAGGACAAAGUGCCGAUGGAGUCGCCGAUCCUGCCCGGGUUGAGCUUCCACCACCAGCCACAAGAGACUGGCGGCCCCCUUUCCUCGCCGCCCUCCUCCUCCUCCUCCUCCUUUGGGAGCACUUGGUCCACGGGAACCUCAAACGCCGUGGACGACAGCUUUUUCCAGGGAAUACCCUCGGUGAACGGGACGAUGCUUUUCCAGAACUUCCCCCACCACGUCAACCCGGUCUUCGGGGGUAAUUUCUCCCCGCAGAUAGGUCUGGCUCCACAGACCCAACAGCAUCCACAGCAAGCCCAGCAGCAGCAGCAGCAGCAGCAGAGGAGAUCCCCUGUCAGCCCCAGUCAAGGGCCCUUUCCCCAGAGAACCGCUUAUCAGACCAUCAUGAAUAACGGCAAGGGGUCGUCAUCGUCGUCUUCUUCUGCCUCGUCGUCCGCUUGGAAUAAUCACCAGAACGCCGCGUGGAGCACAGCCUCCAACCCGUGGAGCGGGCUGCAGGCCGGCAGGGACCCGCGCCGAGCGGUCGGCGUCGGCGUCGGAGUCGGCGUCGGGGUGCCGUCCCCCAUGAAUCCCAUAUCCCCCAUGAAAAAGCCCUAUACCAGCAAUGUUAUAGCUCCCCCCAAAUUCCCAAGACCCGGUCCCCUCGCCCCCAAACCCUGGAUGGAUGACGGCGCGUUCAGGACUGACAACAGCAACAACAUACUGCCUUUCCAGGACCGGAAUCGGCCCUUUGAUGCUUUUAGCUUGCACUCUUUGGAGAAUUCCUUAAUGGAUAUGAUAAGGACUGACCAUGACAAAGGUAAACCACACCCUGCCGGUGGCCCACCAAUGACUAUCGCUGAUAUUAUAUGGAGGAAUCAUUUUGCAGGACGCAUGGGCCUGAACUUUCAUCAUCCUGGAGCAGAGCACAUAAUGCCACUGAACGCCCGGAGCUAUGGCCGCAGAAGAGGUCGCUCCUGUCUCUUCCCCUUUGAAGACGGUUUCCUUGACGACGGUCACGGCGACCCCUCCUUGACCCCGGGCCUGAACUCGCCCACCCGCUGUCAGAACGGAGAGAGGAUGGAGCGCUACUCCAGGAAGGUUUUUGUCGGAGGCCUCCCCCCUGACAUUGAUGAAGAUGAAAUCACCAACAGUUUCCGUCGCUAUGGGCACCUGGUGGUCGACUGGCCCCACAAAGCCGAGAGCAAAUCCUACUUCCCACCUAAAGGAUACGCCUUCCUUCUCUUCCAGGAAGAGACUUCUGUCCAGGCCUUGAUCGACGCCUGCAUCGAGGAGGACGGCAAGCUCUACCUGUGUGUUUCCAGUCCCACCAUCAAAGACAAACCAGUCCAGAUCCGUCCCUGGAACCUGAGCGACAGUGACUUCGUCAUGGACGGCUCUCAGCCUCUAGACCCCCGCAAGACCAUCUUUGUAGGGGGGGUGCCGCGACCCCUGCGUGCAGUGGAGCUGGCCAUGAUCAUGGACCGGCUGUACGGCGGCGUCUGCUACGCCGGCAUCGACACCGACCCGGAACUCAAGUACCCGAAGGGAGCCGGCCGCGUGGCCUUCUCCAACCAGCAGAGCUACAUCGCCGCCAUCAGCGCUCGCUUCGUUCAGCUGCAGCACAACGACAUCGACAAAAGGGUGGAGGUGAAGCCGUACGUCCUGGACGACCAGAUGUGUGACGAGUGCCAGGGGGCACGCUGCGGGGGGAAGUUCGCCCCCUUCUUCUGUGCCAACGUCACCUGCCUGCAGUACUACUGCGAGUACUGCUGGGCCAGCAUCCACUCGCGGGCCGGCCGGGAGUUUCACAAGCCCCUGGUGAAGGAGGGCGGCGACCGCCCGCGCCACGUGUCCUUCCGCUGGAGCUGAGAAGGGGAGUGGGGUCUACGAGUUGCCCCGGGCCCGUGCCACCGAAACCCUCUCCCUCCUUCCCUACAGGCCGGGGCCGAGCUUAAACACCACAGCCACCUCCCAUCCGCAGCCCGCCCCCCCCCCCCCCCUCACUCCACACGGCUCCUCUCAAACACCUGCUGUAAAAAAAAAGCUAAAAAAAAAGCUAAAAGGAUACCAUGGUUCUGGACUUAUCUACUGACGCUCCCUCUCUCAUUGUGGGGAGGGGGGGGGGCGGGGGGGGGGAAUGCGGAAAGUCUAUCAGCUUCGAAUUUGCACUUUGGCACAAAAUCUCACACACCCGGGACGGUAUGUUAGACACCCGGCUACUUUCAGUUACCCCGUGCUGCCGACUGGGUGGUGUGGCACGUCCUUUUGGACCCCUCCUCCUAACUGAGACGGAGGCGGCGACCAUACAAAUAUUUAAAAAGCGUAUAUUUUGUUGUUUUGUACCUCUAUCUAUACAUACAUAGAUAACUAAAGUUUUAUGUAAAAGGAGCAUGCACUUAUUUUCAAAAGCUGUAGUUAUAUUGCCCCUACUGGAAAAAAAAAAUGAACCAAAGGCAAAUGAACGCAUGGAGAAAAGCUGACUAGGUGGCGUAAGAUGUAGCAGGACAGCUAUCCAGUAGUGUUGCCUGUACCGCUCGGAGUAACAAUACCACGGCUGUAUUCGCUCUCAAUUCUGACUCGGAGUAUAUUAAUACCUCAUACGCGCAAUCGGAUUAGUUUGCUUUUGGUUUCGAGGUCUUUAUUUUUAUAGUAACAUUCAUUUUUUUAGUGUUCCGUAAAUGUAAUGCUGCAACAGCUUUGCUGCUAAAUCCGUGACAUAAACAGACACCACAAGUACUUUAUCCAGGCUCGGCUGAAAAAUAGCAGAUAGCGGAUCGAGAGAAGCACCGACUGUUUUGGAUCGGCGAGCCGCCGCGGGGGGGAGGGGGAGGGGGGGGCAACGAUGGCUACCUUUGUGGGGGUCGGGGUGGGUCAGCUCCUCACUGCAUGUUUAUUUCAUUCAGGUUGCUGCAUGCAAUAGACUUUUCAGUAUCACUUCUACUAUUGGAUCCUGCCCAUGUUUGCACAACACUACACGGACGUAGAGUCCGAUCGAACCCCUCGCGAAACUGGACCGCACCGGGGAGGGCUGGAACCACGGCGCGGAGACGACACGACAAAAAAAAAACAACACAACCUUAAUAACCACGAAUCAAGUUAAAUGUAGGAUUACCAUUUACAACUGUCGAUGAUAGGUGAAGUACUUUUUUGCAGUGAUUGUUGAUAUAAUUGUGCAAUUUUUUAUACCGUACGUAGUUAGGUCUGAGUAUGCCUAGAACUGUGAUUCGCUUUAACUGUCGUCAGUGUCCGACAUGGAAGUCCUGUGAAACUUCAUGACUAGUGUACGCACACGUACAUAUGUUCUCUACACAAACACACACACACACACACACACACACACACACACACACGCACGCACUGCACCAGUAUGCACGGAGGCCUCUCAGACACACACACACACACACAGGCCUACAGACGCGCCCGAUGCGAAGAGAAGGCGUGACAACGUGAGCUCAAGCGUAGAACCGAAGGUCUUUAGUUCUUUUUUUUCUCCGCCCCUUGUCGAAAAAAAAACGCUGCACGUUUACGUCUCCAAAUGCAACCAAAGAGCUGACGUGAAACCAGACUGCCGGCACGCCGCCACCUGGGAGGAGCGUUUGAUCUAUGAUGAGGAACGUGGGAAGAACAGUUGAGGGGGUUUUGGGGGGUGGGAUCAAAUUAAAUGUUGAAGCUACUGGAGGUUGAUAAACUGAGCUCUGCAUGUGCUUUCACUACAUGACUGGGGAGGGGGGAGGGGGGAGGGGGGGGGGUGUUGCCAUGUGUGCGAGCUGGGGUUACCAUAUUUGUCCCCCCCAAAAAAAAAGAAUUCUCCUGCAAAGCUUGAAGUAAUAGACAUGAUAGUCGACAAAAUGGUGGACAUCUAUUAUAAGUAACUUUUAGUUUUCAUCAUUCAAAUAACGGUGCAACAGGAACUUAGAAACGCAAUGGCUGCUGAAGAUGGCGGCAAGGGUUAGGGGUGGGGCCAAGUUACACUGGUUUCACAGGUUUUGGGGAAAAUCUGAGCGGGAUUGGACAUCAAGUUCAUGUGUGUUGUCUCUCCCCUCCCUUUUCCUUUUUUUAACCCUUGAGGUGAGAUUGUCCCGUGCAGGCGCCCCGCAGUCCCUUUUCUCGUUUUAGUCGCAAACUGUUCAUUUAAUCAAUUAAUUUUUUUUUAAACUUUUUUUUUUGCUUCAGGAUAGAUGUUUUUGUCAUCCAAGAAAAACUAAUUCAAACUUAAGCGAAGAGAUUUGUUUUCUUUUAAAAAAAGAAAAAGAAAAAGAAGAAUCUAACCACAAGUAAUAAUAAGUAUCCCUAAGAAAGUGAAUCCUAGGUAAUUUUUGUGACAUUUCUUUCCCUCAACCAGACAGCUUUUCUAUGUUUUUUCCUUCUCGAUGAUAGAUAUCUGUUAUGCACUACUCUUUGUACCCUAGCAGUUUGGCGGUCAGCAGCAAGACAAAAAAAAAAGACGACAGUGUGCUUUCUGACCGGCAAGAUCUUUUGCAAUACCUCAAUUUUGAAAUAUAUUAGGAGAGAAACUGAUAUUUUCUAAGUUUAUUCAGAUGAAAAAAUAUAUAUUAAUUUAAUUCUCAAAGAGAAACGAUUAAACAGAUUGUUGACUUUAUUAUUUUUAUCAUGCUUAUUUACUUUUAUUUUAAGAAUCUAUUUUUUUGAAAACGACAACAACUGAAGGAGCAAGAGCUUUAUGACGAAUAUAAUGAUGUAGUUGGUGAAAGUACAGUCUUGUGCUUGACUACAAGGGAUGUUACUGUGAGCAUCCCACUGGUCAAAUUGGUUGAAAUAUCAGAGAAGAGCUCUUUAGGAAAAAUAAAUACUAUCAGGUGCUCAAGAGAGAAAAACUAAACAUAUUUCCCAAGUUUUUGUAUAUUUAUAAUCAAUCAUUUACUAUGCUGACCAGAGUUGUGAAAGAGAUCUUCUGUUCAUUAUUUUUUUAAGAGAAGUUUUUUAUGUUUCCUAAAAGUACGUGUUCCCUUUUUUGUUUUGUAAAAAAAAAAGAAAAAAAUAGGCGACAUGACCCUUAUUUGUUAGCCUGACAUUGUUGGGAGAAAAACAGAGGCUUGUGGGAGUCACUGAACAGUAGAGAGGCGAGAAUGUUUUUUUUAACACAAAACAGACACAUGUUUUCACCUGUAACUUGAUGGAAAGCCCCUAAGGUGCAUCAUAUUGACUGGUGGCCUUCUAUUCACGCAAGACUUGAAUUAGUCCCAUUUGUUUAAGGCUAAGAACCUUGAUUCUUUGUUGUAAUGUGCAAUACUGUUUGUACUGUUUGUAGAAAAAAAAAAGAAAACAAGAAGAAAAAAGGCAUAACUCUUUAUUGCAGAAUUAUUUUCAUUGCAAGCAUUGUGAUUCACUAAAAUCAUUUUCUACUGUGUAUUUACCUACUCUACCUGCUAGUACCUUCCAGUAGUAAUGUAGCCUUUGUACUGAGAAAUUUUCAUUAUUUUUAGAGAGUUUUGCUAAAAAAUAAAUAAAUUUAAACAUAUUUACAUAUUUUCAUUUUUAAUUUCGUAUUCUCUUUCUUUAAAAACUUCUUUCUCGGUCAUUAAUAGUUAUUUCUGGGGGAGACUUUCAUAUCUGGUCACUGUCAUUAAUAUUAUUUUGUAUUUUUACUUGGAAUAAAUUAAUUUUAUGAUGCUAAUUCUUUAAAAGUUUAUUUUUUUCAUUUGUUCACUUUCUUUUUUUUUAAACUGGAAAAAAAAAACUUUGAUAUUGUUACUAAAGUGUCUCGAUUCUUGAAAUGCUAAGCUUCGUUAUGUGUGAUCUUGCUGAUGUUGCUUACAUUACUUUGUAAAUGAUUCACGGUAAAAAAAAAGAAAAAAAACUAUUCAGAAUCAACAGACUUAUGUUUGGUGAUUUGGGAAGUGAUUUGCAAUGUAAACCAAUGAAUGGGCAAUAAAAUACAAAUGGCAGAAAGGAGCAUACACGCAGGAUGUUGUGAUGUAAUUUUGGAAGAUUGGCAACACCACUGACAAUUUACAGUGAUACUCCAAUACUACCACCUCUACUACUACUACUACUACUACUACUACUAAUUCUACUAUUACCAAUGCCACGAACUGUACAAAUAACUCAUCCUCUCUUUGUGCAGUAGACAAAGGACAUGGCGUUCCACCUAGAGAAAGCGCCAUGUCACAUCCUCUCUCCUUGUAGUAGGUUCGCUCCCUGCAGAGUGCACCAGUGUGAUUGUAUUUAUGUAUGAAUGUAAAUGUAGAGAUUCACUGUGUAAUGUACAAUGUUUGGGAAGAGCAUGUAUAACUAUACAAUCCUAGUUAUACAUAGGAGGCAAUUCAUUGUCUAAAGCAGGGGUCUCAAACUCAUUUCGUUUUCGGGCCCGACCAGUCGUAGCCCACUUCGACCACUACGGUCGACGGAUGGGGUUUGAGACCCCUGGUCUAAAGUGGUUUUAUUCUUCUUUCCCAACUUUUUUUUGUCCGUUUUCAUCCAACGUUCCCCUUCCUUAACUGCCUUAAAGAUAAAAAAUCAAAUUGAAAUCAAGGGAAAUGGGCCCUGCUACAUCACCUCUCAAAGCUCCGGCUGGUAGUUCUUACACUUUGCCUUGGGAAUAACUGAUUAGUGAACUUCAGAGGUGCCAGUCGGCACAUUUCUGCACAGGGCCGAGAUGGCUACUUCCCCCUCCGCCCCCAGUCUUAAUGCUAAGCUAAUGUGAUCAGUGGUCGGCUCUGACUUAGUUCACUGUGAAGCUUUAGCCAAUUAGCUUAGCAUAAAGAGCUAGCACAGUUCGAUUUAAAGGUAACUUAAUCCAAAAUCAUUUAUUAAAGUCACACGACAUGUUGGUGUGGGGGUCUAAUGAAGUCUAAUACACUUGUGUCCAAUGUGUGUUUGAGGUGAACAAACAUGAGUCAAUGUGUUAUCUUUUAAAACAUUAACAGUCAGGCUGUUUUCCAUCGUCAUGUUAAGCGGCUUCAGGCUGAGGAUUCGUGUUGUAUUUUUAUCCAACUCCAAAUAAGAACGAAAUAAACGCGCCGAGCGUCCUCAACUUAUCCUGAAGUGUUUUUUGACGUAAGACUUCAGUGGUCACGUGACAGUCCUUUCUGCUGGGCCUUUUCUAGCAGUUUAUACAGCUGAUGCUGAUACUUUAGUCUUCACCUCCAUACCAUCAAGUGUUUAUCUCCUGGUCCUUUUCUUUCACUUAACAUAAUUAUGUAUACCUUAUCUGUAAUACAAAGUGCAAAUGAAAAAGAUGAUUUGAAUGACUGCACCCAUUUUAUAUAUUCUAUGGAAUUGUAUUUCACGUAACUCGACUUGGGUAUUAUACUGCAUAUUCACUUCUGCUUCAAUAGGUAAAACACUGUGGGUCUAGUCAUGUUGUGAAUAUACAAAUAGAUGUGCUUCUUUCCACAAGUUCCACUACUUUUGAAAUGAGAUGGGUUUUUUAUAUAAUUUUUUUAAAAUCUAGACAUGUGCUUAUUGUCUCUCGUUUCUUUUUUCCUGAAUUGAAGACUGGUUCCAUCUUGCCGAUGCUUUUGAGAUUGUCUUGGUCUGAACUUCUUGCAGUAAUACUAUGAUUUGAAAACAUGAAGCUCCAUGCUGCUAAUGCUUACUACUGCUUCAGUUUGUAGUUUGCCACCUUCAUUUUUCCUUUUUCUGUACCAAUAAGCAAAUCUUAUUAAACAUAGUUGUAUGA